CAAAAACUCACUCAAGCUUUCAGCUUAUCACCACUCAUUGACAACACUACGUUCCCCAACGAACAAACCCAGAUACCAUCAAGAUGCGUUUCUCUACCGUUGCCGUUGUAUUCGCUGGUGCCGUCUCGGCCAAGACUGUCUACAGUACUGACUACGUUACUAUCACGAGCUGUGCACCCGAGGUCACAAACUGCCCUGCUAGAUCCACUGCAGUGUACUCUUCUACAUACGCUGUCUCUGUCCCAACUGAGGCUUCCAGCUACCCUGCCGAGACUCCCUCCGCCGAGAUUCCUUCCACUUAUCCCGCUGUCUCAUCUGGCAAGCCUUCUGGCUACCCAUCCGGGUCUGCUCCUUCCGGAUACCCCUCGGGCGUUGCCUCUGGUGUUCCUUCGGCCGCUUACCCAACCUACGCCCCUUCUUCUGCGGCUCCUUUCCCCACCACUGUGAAGACUGGCAAGACCACCUCUGAGAACAGUGCUGAGAGCACGUCCCCGGCUGAGGGUAGCUCUUCUGUCCUGACCAUCUCUACUACCACCUGCAUCCCGUAAGUACCAGGACACGCAUGUUUUCUACAUGCCGCGUGCCAUUUAGAAUGUGAACCCUCUCCAUCCGGUGUCAAUACCGCCGAGAAGGUUCCGUCUGUCCACCAUUAUGAGUAAAGGCUGACAUUUUCUAUUAGCACUGUCAUCUACUCAACCGUCACUGUCGGCCAGAGCACCGCCGCUUCUACUGUCGCAACUGCUAAGCCCAGCGUCGGUACCUCUGUUCCUGGCUACGGUACUAACUCUACCAC
This is a messenger RNA of Truncatella angustata, 793 nucleotides long. RefSeq lists its product as uncharacterized. The record is from RefSeq and is a predicted model, not a curated record. The transcript has 2 exons. Bases 84 to 548 code for a protein of 154 amino acids. Lineage: Eukaryota; Fungi; Ascomycota; Sordariomycetes; Amphisphaeriales; Sporocadaceae.